CCUAAAUAUUUCAGUUACUCCCGUUUUCUUUGGUUUUAACUUUUCUGUACGGCAGACUUGUUCAAGUUGGGACAAGACGGUAGUUCGAACAGUGCUCAUAAUUUUGCAAAAUAAUCUUGUUGCUGGCCCUAAAAUUCAGAGAACUAUUUUAAAACUAGCUUUGAAGGACGUGGCGUGUCAUUACUCACCUGAGAGGCAUCAUGGCGGCUCCCGACUUGGUGUUCGCCGACGCGGCGCUUGCCAAGACCUACCAGACCUACCGCCCUCAGCCUCCUCCAUCCAUCGUAGCCAGGAUCCUGCGCUUCUGGAACAAGGGCAAAGACAGCAGAGAAGUAACGCAAGAAUCACCAACCCAAAAGCCUGGGUCACUGCUGGUGGAUGUUGGUUGUGGUUCUGGUCAGAGCACCCACAUGUUCGUAAAUGAUUUUGACCAGGUCGUGGGUGUGGAUGUCAGUCCUGACCAACUGAUGGUCGCUCGGCAAAACUACUCCCACAUUCAGAACAUCCGAUUCAUCGAGGGUAACGCGCUUCACCUCCCCUUCCCCCCCGCCAGCGUGGACGUGGUGACCGUCUGUGCUGCCGUCCACUGGUUCAUGCCUUUUACGCCCAGAUUGUUGCUCAUACUUGUAUUGUUACUCAUACUUGUACUCUUACUGCUGCAGGUGGACCAGGUACUGCGACCUGGAGGAGUACUUGCGGUGUACUCGUACCUGAGCGCGUACCCUCUGUACCAGGGCAAGUGCCUGCGCCACGUCAUGGACGAGCUAUGGAAGGCGCUGGAGUUCUGGCCGCCAGAGCACCGACAGCUCGCGACCGAGUACGCCCUCAUGCCUGCGCCGUACCAGGAGGAGGAGCACGUCAGCUCCUCGGACGGCGAGUUGGAAGUGUCAAGCGUGUGCCGCCUCAGCGACCUGCUGGGCUACAUCUCCUCCUGGUCGGCGCUGGCCAAACUCAGGACCAAGCGAGGUCCCGACGCGGCCCAGCAAUACUUGGACGAUGCCAAAGCCAAGCUGCUGAAGGAGAUGGGCUGCAUGGAAGAGGACCCUGAGAUCGUCAAGCGGCAUCGCUACUUCCUUAGGAUGUGGAGGAAGCCUCAGCUGUGACCUCAUGAAGACCAACUUUAUUAAUAUGUUUUUUUUUGUUUUUGUUCUUCUUUGUUAAUGUAUUUAUUAAA
This is a messenger RNA of Hyalella azteca, 1174 nucleotides long. RefSeq names its product putative methyltransferase DDB_G0268948. Gene Ontology annotation, molecular function: S-adenosylmethionine-dependent methyltransferase activity. Bases 201 to 1103 code for a protein of 300 amino acids. The transcript has 8 exons. The record is from RefSeq and is a predicted model, not a curated record. NCBI's taxonomy places the organism in Eukaryota, Metazoa, Arthropoda, Malacostraca, Amphipoda, Hyalellidae.